Molecule: messenger RNA, 1512 nt
Organism: Pocillopora verrucosa
Lineage: Eukaryota; Metazoa; Cnidaria; Anthozoa; Scleractinia; Pocilloporidae
Product: sorting nexin-24-like
Molecular function (GO): phosphatidylinositol phosphate binding
Source: RefSeq, a predicted model, not a curated record
AGUAUGUUCGUUCAAUGUCUAGCGGCGCAAAAACGCGCUGCAAUGGAGCAAUACGAAACAGCGCGAUAUCUGGUCGACUUAUAACGAUGAUUGCUUUGUCAAUUCCUUCGUUUAGGAAGCCUAGAAAUGACAAGGAAUAUACAGUCUACGAAAUUCACAUCACGAAGCCCAAUGGACGUGAAGUAAUAAAAGAGCGUCGCUACAGAGAAUUUGACGAUUUCCAUAAACAAAUUAGCAAAAUUGUACACGAACCUCUUCAUUUUCCUUCAAUGAAAAUACCAAAGCCUUUGAAUACAAGCUCACGAUUCUUGGAAUCGAGGAGAGAAGCUCUGGAGAAGUACUUAAGGACAGUUUGUUCUUUUAUUGGGAUUAGCGAAGUUCACGACCUUUUAACGCAAUUUUUAGACAUUAGUUUACCGCAACACUUUCAAAAUGUGGAUGUGUCACGAGCAAGUUCGACUGAAGAGUUGGAUGCCUAUAACGAUGAGGUAACGAGAUUGACUCAUCAGCCAUUGAUGUGCUUCAUCAGUGAUCCCUUCAAAGACAGAAAUAGUAACAACCCUUUGCCAGAUAUUGUUUUGCAAGGCACACUCAAAGGUCUCUAUGGAUAAGUUUGAGAGGGAGGCAUGGAGAGAGGGGACCUGUCUCACAAGGAAACUUUUCAGGGUGUGUUUAAGUCUGCCAUUGACUGCUGAUUGCUCAUCCAUAGGAGCUUAAGCAUAGAUGUUUUUAAAUGACUUUCCACAUCCAAGAAGUGGCUAUGUUUAACCUCUCUUUAUAAAAUAAAUGAUAUACUACAAGCACCCUGAUUGGUCUAAAACCUAAUAUCAAUUGUACUGUAAACCUCUAGAUAUUUUAUAGAAGCACCACCCACACUUUCAGUUGGUUUACCUAGCACUAACCCUCUUGGGAUGUUAGGAGAAGACUUGCAAAGUUUGAGAAUUACUUGCCCCUGGCUCAUGAUUUCCAAACUUUUCUCAUAUUCUCUAAACAUCCCGCGUGGGUUUUUACGCUGGUAAACUGAUAUAAAGUACAGUCUGUCUCAAGUAAUUUUUGUAUGUUUUAGCAUAUGUUGAAAAAAACAAAACACCUAAUAUCAUGGAACAGUAGACUUGAUACUAAGGAUUUUCUGGGAAUUGUGGUUACUCCUGAUGUGGCCCAUCUUUCAUUUUAUUUUGUGUCAGUAAUUUGAUAUUCCACACAACAUCACAGUUAUUACUGUAACACAUCCCAAUAAUUUGGAGAUAUUUAUUGUAAAAAUUUAGAAAACCUGAAAAAUUGGCGAUGCAGAUAUGCCAUUCUCCCAGAGCAAAUAUCCAUGAAUACCACAUCAAACUCCUUCUUUCCUGCUAAAUAACUAAUCAAAAAAACUUUUGGGCACCAUAGAAUAACAGAUUUUAAUGCACUUUUUUGACUUUUUAACUCUUUUUUUAGCAGUUCUUCACAUAUUUUUCUGCCUUUGUGAAAUAUUUAUAAACAUAUAAGAAAAGAAAUCCAAACACUGUUAGUUUU